This is a messenger RNA of Nomascus leucogenys (northern white-cheeked gibbon), 2012 nucleotides long. RefSeq names its product TATA-box binding protein associated factor, RNA polymerase I subunit A (gene TAF1A). NCBI's taxonomy places the organism in Eukaryota, Metazoa, Chordata, Mammalia, Primates, Hylobatidae. The transcript is spliced from 12 exons. Gene Ontology annotation, biological process: transcription by RNA polymerase I. Gene Ontology annotation, cellular component: RNA polymerase I transcription regulator complex. Bases 262 to 1614 code for a protein of 450 amino acids. The record is from RefSeq and is a predicted model, not a curated record.
ACCAAUCGGAGAGAGGCAGUUUAUUAUCACUUCCUGGGUCACUUCCAGAAGUCACUUCCGGGGUCGAGGCGAGGCCAACAAUACGCCUGCUGCCGCAGGAGGAGUUACGAGCUGGGCCGCGCGCUGCCUGAAUGCCUAAACCAGGUUUUGCGCCUGCUCAUAUAAAGCUCUCCUAACGCGUCUUCCGGUGGGAAUUUCUUCACUGGUCCGGAGUCGGAGACUGAGUUUAGCUUUACUGAGGAGCUCUAAAUUUAGGCGGGUAUGAGUGAUUUCAGUGAAGAAUUAAAAGGGCCUGUGACAGAUGAUGAAGAAGUGGAAACAUCUGUGCUCAGUGGCGCAGGAAUGCAUUUUCCUUGGCUUCAAACAUACAUAGAAACUGUGGCCAUAGGAGGGAAAAGGAAGAAGGAUUUUGCUCAGACAACAAGUGCUUGUUUAAGUUUUAUCCAAGAAGCUCUGCUGAAGCACCAAUGGCAGCAAGCUGCAGAAUACAUGUACAGUUAUUUUCAGACCUUGGAAGAUUCGAAUAGCUACAAAAGGCAGGCUGCACCUGAGAUUAUUUGGAAGCUCGGAAGUGAAAUUCUAUUUUAUCAUCCCAAAAGCAACAUGGAGACUUUCAAUACUUUUGCUGACCGGAUGAAAAAUAUUGGCGUCAUGAAUUAUUUGAAGAUCUCCUUACAACAUGCAUUAUACCUUCUGCAUCAUGGAAUGCUUGAAGAUGCUAAGAGAAAUCUGAGUGAGGCAGAGACAUGGAGACACGGUGAAAAUACGUCUUCCCGGGAAAUAUUAAUCAACCUUAUUCAGGCCUAUAAAGGGCUUUUACAGUAUUAUACCUGGUCUAAAAAGAAGAUGGAAUUGUCAAAGCUUGAUAAGGAUGAUUAUGCUUACAAUGCAGUAGCCCAGGAUGUGUUCAACCACAGCUGGAAGACAUCUGCAAAUAUUUCUGCAUUGAUUAAAAUUCCUGGAGUUUGGGACCCUUUUGUGAAGAGUUAUGUAGAAAUGCUGGAAUUCUAUGGGGAUCGAGAUGGAGCCCAAGAGGUACUCACCAAUUAUGCAUAUGAUGAAAAGUUUCCAUCAAAUCCAAAUGCCCAUAUCUACUUAUACAACUUUCUAAAGAGACAGAAGGCACCAAGAUCAAAAUUGAUAAGUGUGCUUAAGAUUUUGUAUCAGAUUGUACCAUCUCAUAAAUUGAUGUUGGAAUUCCAUACAUUACUGAGAAAAUCAGAAAAAGAAGAACACCGUAAACUGGGGUUGGAGGUAUUAUUUGGAGUCUUAGAUUUUGCUGGAUGCACUAAGAAUAUAACUGCUUGGAAAUACUUGGCAAAAUAUCUGAAAAAUACCUUAAUGGGAAACCACCUUGUGUGGGUUCAAGAAGAGUGGAACUCCAGGAAAAACUGGUGGCCAAGCUUUCAUUUCAGCUACUUUUGGGCAAAAAGUGAUUGGAAGGAAGAUACAGCUUUGGCCUGUGAGAAAGCUUUAGUGGCUGGUUUACUGUUAGGAAAAGGUUGUAAAUAUUUCCGGUAUAUUUUAAAGCAAGAUCACCAAAUCUUAGGGAAGAAAAUUAAGCGGAUGAAGAGAUCUGUGAAAAAAUACAGUAUUGUAAAUCCAAGACUUUGAUACUGAAUUUUAGUUAUUUCACAGUACUAGCUACACAGUAUACCACCAUGAAGAAAUAUUUUGGUGAUGAGUUCUGUUGAGGAAUUUUGAAAAGAGAAGGAUUUAGAAAAAGACUUUCUUGGCCGGGCGCGGUGGCUCACGCCUCUAAUCCCAGCACUUUGGGAGGCCGAGGUGGGUGGAUCAUGAGGUCAGGAGUUCGAGACCAGCCUGGCCAACACAGUGAAACCCUGUCUCUACUAAAAAUACAAAAAUUAGCUGGGCGCGUUGGUGGGCAUUUGUAAUCCCAGCUACUCGGGAGGCUGAGGCAGGAGAAUCGCUUGAACCCGGGAGGCAGAGGUUGCAGUGAGCCGAGAUCAUGCCACUGCACUCCUGCCUGGGCGACAGAACUAGGCUCUGUC